UCGCGAUCAGUAAACGGUUAAGCGAAAGUCUGACUCCGCCUCCUCUGUUGAGCCCACGGGCGGGAGCAAGGAGGCCACACGCAGGAAGCGCAGGGUGACCUUUUGGCCGGUCCGCGGCCGUCCAGGCCCCGCCCCUGUCCGCCAGGCCCCGCCCCCGUCCGCCCAGGCCCCGCUCCUCGGCGCGCGUCUCUGGCCUUCGCCGUGACGCAAUUCUGGCGCGCCUACUCGAUUUCGCCGGUCGCGUGGCAGUGACGCAACAGCGGCGGGAGCCCAGUUUUGGGGUCAGGCUGGUGGGUGGGGGCGGGCUGAGCUUACGGACCCUGUCUGGCCGCCGGCCUGCACCCCGUCCUCGGACAGCGCCCUUCCCCGCCCGGACGGCCGUCCUCCUCUGGGGCCCCGAGACGGCGGGCAAAGCCGGGCGCGCACGCCGUUUCGCGGGCCGGGCUCUGAGCCCUGAGGGGCGGCUACGGCGUCGGAGAAGCGCAGGCGGCUGCGCCCGCGGGCCGGGGGCCGCAGCCUCAAGACUGAAAGCCGGGGACUGAGCCGCCCGGAGGCCCGCGCGCAGCCCGGCGGCUGCUGAGAAGGGCUGGGCAUGGCCAGCAUCACCCAGCUGUUCGGUGACCUGUGCGAGGCUCUCCUGCCCGCUGCCAAGCCUCGCUUGGGCCAGCGCGGCGUGAGCCGGAGGAGGGCCAAGCGGAGCCUCAAAAGGGUGGCCUACAAUGCCCUUUUCACAAAUCUUUUCCAAGAUGAGACUCAUAAGCAGCAGCCAGAUCUCUCAAAACUCCCGGUGAAAAACAAGAUCCUCAUGCUGUCCUUCGACCUGAGAGUGGGUGGCCUUGGCCCCGAGGCUGACCGUUUGGAGGAGCUUGUGGAGGAGCUCGAAGCAGCCCCUUGCUGUCCCCUCGCGGAGGUGGAGUCUGUCUUGGACCUCCUGGUUCAGCUGGCAGGGAGUGGCCCCCCUCGAGCACUGCCGCGAAAGCGGGACUACUUCUUCAACAACAAGCACGUUGGCAGAAACGUCCCUUACAGCGGCUACGACUGCUACGACCUGAGUGUAUUUGAGAUGGAUGUUCAAUCUCUGAUCUCCAGAGAGGAGUAUUUAUGUCAGGACAUGAUCCAGAAAGCGCUUCAAGUGAUGGAGUCGGCGCCGGGCACCAGCUUGCCCACUGUUGGGCUCUUCUCAUAUGGUGACCCUUGCGGUGACGGGUUUGAGAGAGACACCCGGGUCUCGCUCUUCGGUGCCCUUGUGCACAGCCGCACAUACGACAUGGAUGUCCGACUGGACGUGCCCCCGGUGCUGGACAGCGCGGACCUCUCUGGACUGGCUAUUAAGGUUCCUCAGAGUGUGGAUCAGUCGGAAGAUGAAGGGUUCCAGUCAGCAUCCAAUCUGACACCUGAUUCCCAGUCUGAAGCAGGCGUGACUCCGGACGUCGACCCGUGGGAUGCUGUGCUUACCUAUGAGGCCAGCAAGAAGAGGUGCUGGGAACAGGUUGGAUGCCCCCCUGGCCACAGAGACGAGCCCUACCUCACCGAGGCAGGAAGGGACGCCUUCGACAAAUUCUGGGGGCUCCGCCAAGGGGAGCUGCAGGUGCUGGGCGGGGGACUCCUGCAGGCCCCACAGCCUGUCCUGGUGAAGGAGCACGAGCUGGUGAAGGACGCUCUCAAUGUCCUGAUUGGUGUCGUGUCUGCCACGUUUUCCCUCUGCCAGCCAGCUCAGGCCUUUGUGGUGAAGCAGGGUGUCCAUGUAUCAGGAGCGUCCCCCGAGAGCAUCAGCAGCCUCCUCUCAGAGGUGGCCGAGUGUGGGACCCACUAUGCACGCCUGAGCCACUUCUCUCUGCAGCCUGUGCUGGACCCCUCGUGCGGCAAGGGACUCGUGUUCCAGGCCUUCACCAGCGGCCUCAGGAGGUACCUGCAGUACUACAGGGCUUGCGUCCUCUCCACUGCACCCACGCUGAGCCUCCUCACCAUUGGCUUUCUCUUCAAGAAACUGGGCCGCCAGCUCAGGUACCUGGCUGAGCUCUGUGGUGUCGGCACUGCCCCCCUGGGCUCCGGCGGGGAGUCCAGGCCUGCAUUCCCCACUGGGGUGAAGCUGCUCUCCUACCUCUACCAGGAGGCCCUGGAUAACUGCAGCAACGAGCACUACCCGGUGCUGCUGGCCCUGCUGAAGACCAGCUGCGAGCCCUACACACGGUUCAUCCAUGACUGGGUGUACAGCGGAGUCUUCAGAGACGUUUAUGGCGAGUUCAUGAUCCAGGUGAACCAUGAGUACCUGGGCUGCAGAGAUAAGUUGUACUGGACCCACGGCUAUGUGCUCAUUUCCAAAGAAGUGGAGGACUGUGUCCCUGUGUUUCUGAAGCACAUUGCCCACGACGUGUACGUCUGCGGGAAAACCAUCAACUUGCUGAAGCUCUGCUGCCCCCGGCAUUACCUCUGCUGGUCUGAUGUCCCCGUGCCUCGGAUCUCGGUCAUUUUUUCCCUUGAGGAGUUGAAGGGGAUCGAGAAGGACUGUGCCAUCUAUGUGGGGCGGAUGGAGCGGGUGGCACGCCACAGCUGUAUCAGCAAAGAGGAGAAGGAAUUACGAAUGGAAAUUGCAAAACAAGAAUUAAUCGUCCAUGCCCAGGAGGCGGCAUCGAGGGUCCUGGGAGCACUGAGUGAUCGGCAGAUGUCGGAACGGAUGGCUGUGGACGCCCAGAAGCGAGAGCAGUUUCAGAGGCUGAAAGAGCAGUCUGUGAAGGACCAGGAGCGGCGCCAGGCAGCCAGGCAGGAGCUAGAGGACGACUUCAGCUACGCCCGCGAGCUCCGGGACCGCGAGAAGAGGCUGCAGGCCCUGCAGGAGCAGCUGGAGAGGAAGGCCAGGCAAGCACUGGUUGACCAUUACAGCAAGUUGUCUGCAGAGGCCGCUCGUCGAGAGCAAAAGGCAUUAUGGAAGAUCCAGAGGCACAGACUGUCAAGUGCACGGCUUCGUUUUCUCUUAGAUGAUCAGAAACACACACAGGCCAUGCUGAAGGACGUGCCUGAUGGGGAGUCCCCAGAGCCGUUAGCCAAUGCCUCGGGUGCAGGCUCCCAGGCCUUGUUUCCAGGCCCUGAACACCCAGAUGGAGGCAGCAGCUGUGACUGGGGGCAUGCAGAGCAGCUCCCGGCUGCCCAGGGUAGCCUGUGCACGCCUACGUCACAGCCCCUUGGGUCUCCAGCCCCAGGUGCCUGCGGCAUGGGUCCAGGGCAGGCGGAGGGGCCUGGGCCAUUCUCUGCAGGCCUCCACAUCCAGGAUUUCCUGCCCACAGACGAGUGGGCUGAGCACUCUUCACACACCAGCAGGGCCCCUGUCCUGGAGGAGGCGCUUUGGACCAUCGGCUCAGACCUGCCACCCUUGGCUCUGCCUGCAGCAGCAGGCACAGGGCCAGCUGGGCCACAGGAGUAUGAUUUCAGAACCAUUCUGAGGCCGGUUGUAGCUGCCUCGGCUUCCCCAGGGUCCCUCCAGAUUGUAGGAGGUGAUUUGGGCAGCGAGGGGCAGCAGCUGUGGAGGGACACUCAUAUGCAGCUGGGCACAUGUGUCCCAGACAGGCAGGUGACUCUGCCCUCCCCACAGUACCCCCAGGACAACUCCCCCCAGCAGUGGAGCAGCCAGGCCACGGGGCAGCUCCCUGGGCACGUGUCAGAGGGUGAUGUUCCCACAGGGGGUUAUGCUUCCAGAAUAGCCCCCUCUCAGCCACGGGGGAAUGUCCACAGACAUGUGUCUGAUGCCAGCAUCAGGGUUGGGGAGAAUGUGUGGGAUGUACCCUCCUCCCGGCCACGGUGGAAUGUCCACGGACACGUGUCUGAUGCCAGCAUCAGGGUUGGGGAGAAUGUGUGGGAUGUGCCCUCCUCCCGGCCACGGUGGAAUGUCCACGGACACGUGUCUGAUGCCAGCAUCAGGGUUGGGGAGAACGUGUGGGAUGUGGCCCCCUCCCGGCCACGGUGGAAUGUCCAUGGACAUGUAUCUCAGUCCCACGUGAUGCUGGGGGCACCCCCAGGGGAAGCGCCACCUGACGCGCCCAGGCCCCGGCAGAGUCCCGCUGACCGUGCGUCCCAGUCAGGCCUCGGCCUGGGAGCCCAGAGCCCUGGCCAGGAUCAGGAGCCGUGGCCACCUCAGGAGGCCACUUCAGGCAGCUGCCUGCCUCAGGAGGCCAGCUCCAGCCGUGGGGAGGGUGGCCUCCAGGACUGCCUGUCUGCUGUGGCUGCACUGGGGUCUCUGGCAGACGGCACACCAGAGGAGCCAGGGAGGAGUGGGGACACUGAGGACCUCUCUCCAAGCCACCCUCCAAGCUCGCAGGAAGGUGUGGCGAGCAGCCCCGGCCUUGGGGAGGCGGCAGUGGCGGCGGCCCAGCGCUGGGACCGGGAGCAGGCCUACCUGGCAGGUCUGGCGGGGCAGUACCGCUUGGAGCCAUACCCGGACAGCUACGAGGCUAUGUCGGAGCCUCCCAUUGCCCACCUUCUGCACCACGGGCUUCCCCGAGCCUUCCCGCUGCCUGAGGAUCCCCGGGUUCAGUCGGAUGCAGACGAGACCGCGGUGCAGCUGAGCGAGCUGCUGCCCCUGGCUGUGCUCAUGAAGCACUCGGUCACCGCCCCGCUGGCCGCCCACGUGUCCCUGGUGAACAAGGCUGCCGUGGACUACUUCUUCGUGGAGCUGCGCCUGGACGCGCACUUCGAGGCGCUGCGGCACUUCCUGCUGAUGGAGGACGGGGAGUUCGCCCAGUCCCUCAGCGACCUGCUGUUCGAGAAGCUGGGGGCGGGGCAGACGCCGGGGGAGCUCCUCACCCCGCUGGUGCUCAACUCCGCGCUGAGCAAGGCCCUGCAGCACAGCCUGCACGGCGACAGCCCGCUGGCCGCCAACCUCUCCUUCGCCCUCAAGUUCCUGCCGGAGGCCUUCGCCCCCAACGCCCCCGAUGUACUGAGCUGCCUGGAGCUCAGGUACCAGGUGGACUGGCCCCUCAACGUCGUGGUCACCGACAGCAGCCUGAGCAGGUACAGCGGCAUCUUCUCCUUCCUGCUGCAGCUGAGGCUCAUGAUGUGGACGCUCAAGGAUGUCUGCUUCCACCUCAAGCGCACAGCGCUCGUGAGCCAUGCGGGCGGCUCCGCGCAGUUCCGCCAGCUGCAGCUGUUCAAGCACGAGAUGCAGCACUUCGUGAGGGUCAUCCAGGGCUACGUGGCCAGCCAGAUACUGCACGUCACCUGGUGUGAGUUCCGGGCCCGGCUGGCCGCGGCGGGCGACCUUGAGGAGGUGCGGCGCGCCCAUGCCGAGUACCUGCACAAGGCUGUGUUCAGGGGCCUGCUGACGGAGCGGGCGGCGCCCGUCAUGAACGUCAUCCGCAGCCUCUUCAGCCUGGUCCUCAAGUUCCGCAGCCAGCUCAUGUCCCGGCCCUGGGGCCCAGUCGGCCCCCGGGGCGCUGAGCACCCCAACUUCGCCCUCAUGCAGCAGUCGUACAGCGCCUUCAAGUACUACUCCCACUUCCUCUUCAAAGUGGUGACCAAGCUGGUGAACAGGGGCUACCAGCCCCACCUGGAGGACUUCCUGCUGCGCAUCAACUUCAACAACUACUACCAGGAUGCCUGAGGGGCCGCGCGCAGCCACCUUGUGGGGAGACUGUGGUACAGGCAGUCAACUGACCCCAGCUGUGGCUGGCCUCACCUGUACUCCUGGAGCCAGAGGUCCCAGUGGGCCCUGUUCCUGCUCAGCAGCGCAUCUGGACUCAGCUGCUCCAGUCGCGACUGCUGCUCCACACGCUCCAGCUCCUUGGUAAGGUUGGCCCGGGUGCCAAUGAGUGCCAGGAGCUGCGGGUUCGACUGCGCCAGCAUCAGCAUCAUGGAGAGCUGCCUGUGCCGAGGGACCGUAGGAGGUGUGUCCAUGAGGCCAUGAUGUCCCCAUGGCCAGCAGCGGGCAGUGUUCUGGGAAGGACCGCCAGGCGUCUGGAAUGACACCCAUCUCAGCCUGGAGCUGGAGGCAAUGUCCUCGGUGGCUCUACAACCCCACCAGGGGGCGAGCCCAGAACCAGCCGAUGACGCGGGCGUGGACACCUCACCACCCUUAUUCUGUGGCAGCCCAUCCACGUGAUGGGGCAGAUGCCACAAGCUGACAGGUAGUCCUGUUGAGUGGGUAGGGACCUCCCCAGAAGGUCACUGCUAUCAGUUCCUCCCAUGUGACAUAGGCCUGGGUUCUUCCCCACUUCCAGAUGGGCCCGGGGACCUGAACAGUCCCCAGCACCCCUUCCCCAGUGAUACUGGCUCUGCGUCCAGCUGGUCUUUCCGUCUCCUGGGGGCCAUCAGCCCAUCCCUUGUAUGUCACAUUAAAUUCCUACCUGACCAAGA
This is a messenger RNA of Manis javanica (Malayan pangolin), 6342 nucleotides long. The record is from RefSeq and is a predicted model, not a curated record. Lineage: Eukaryota; Metazoa; Chordata; Mammalia; Pholidota; Manidae.